CGCAGGCGCGCGGAAGCGUCGCUGUAGUACGUGGGUGAGCGGCGUUCUGGGCAGCGCGUCUCUCCUCACUCGUCCCGCGGACAUUGCCCUCCCGGGAGGCUCGGGCUCUCUCCUCUCGGCUUCGGAGGCUGUGACCUCUGACCUCGUCCCCUCCAGAGCAGCCUGUGAGCCCGAGGGGGCAGGUGACGUCACCGGUCACGUGGUGUUUGUUUUUCCCCUUCUCUUGGCCCCGCCCUCCCUGUGGAGUCACGUGCACCGAGCCCCGCCCCCCUCCCCUCCCCUCUCUGACCACCCCCAAGGUUCCCCUCGGGGCCCUGGUUGGGGGCGGGGUUUCUUCUGCUCAGACCAGGAGCUCCUGGGGGGCAGGGACGGCCUAGGCCUCUCCUGGUUUCCCCAGCUAGGUCCGGCCCACGGCGGGCGCCUAAUCAAUGGAGCUUCUUCCCCGCUCUUGUGCCCCAGUGAUUGACAUGUGGGGAGUAGGCCCCCCAGAACGCGAGGGAUCCAAGGCGGGGCCUGUUGGUGCCCCUCUUCAAGGGUCCUCAAGGCUGACAAUUCCUGCCUCCCACGUGCCCCCAGGUCGCCUCCAAGGCCUCUCCUCCUGGCCUUUGCCACCUGGCUUUGCAGCUGCUGGGCGCCCCUUCCUCUCCAGAGCCCCCGUCCUUUCCCAGCCCGUCUUCCUGGGCACUUCGGGGCUUGCCCUCCCAGGCUUCUGCUUCCUUGCUAGCUCCCCCCUCCUUCUCUCCUUCCUGCCCCCUCUUCCAGACCUUUCCCCCAGACCCCCUCCAUCGUCUCCUGGCCCUGCUCACAGAAGCGGUCACGGUCAGCGCGGGGUCUCCAGACCCAGGGACGUGAGAGACCCACGCCCGCCUGCCUGCUUCCUGCGUCUCGCGUGGACAUCGGUCCAUCGGGGGCGCCUCUGCUGUUUCAGGGUCCGGUGACAUAACGGGACGUGUGCGUGCACUUCUCCUGGGAGGAGUGGAGCCGCCUGAGCCCAGCCCAGAGGGACCUGUACCGGGAUGUGAUGCUGGAGAACUACGAGAACCCGGUGUCUGUGGGGCUUCCAGUGUCCAAGCCUGAAGUGAUCUCCCCGUUGGAGAGAGGAGAAGCGCCAUGGACGCUGGGGGCAGGAGUCCCCAGAGGCCCUUGCCCAGAUUACCUGAGUCGGGAGGCUAGAUGCGAAACCAAGGAUUCAGUUCUAACUGAGGGCAUUUGCUCAGGAACAUUGGCCCAAGAAAGAUUGCCAAGGGAUAGUAACUGGUAUUGCAGGAUGGGAGAAUCUGAGGAAUGGGAAAUUAGAUUAGAGAGACAGGAGGGCCACCAGGAGAGACAGUCCCAACAAGUGACAACCACUCCAAAAAAACCUUUUAAUACAAGGAAUGUACAUGCAUGUAGUACAUUGAUUAGUCAUUUGAACCUGGGGCCAAUCUUUUUCCCACAAUGGAAAGAAAGAUUCCAGAAGUAUAAUACAUUUGGAAAGAAAGCCUUUGGCAAAAAAUCACAUCUUAAUAUACAGCAGACAAUUCAUUUUGGAGAAAAUCCCUUUGAAUGUGAUGUAUGUUGGAAAACCUUCAGGAAUAGGGAAACACUGAGUAAACAUCGGAGAACUCACACUGGAGCGAAAUUGUUUGAAUCUACCCAGUCUGGCAAAAGCUUCAGUGAUGAUGCAACAUGUAUUGGACAUCAGAAAACUCAUUCUCAGAGAAAACCCUUUGAAUGUGGUGAAUGUGGGAAAUCCUUAACUACGAAAAAACCCUCACUGAUCAUCAGAGAAUCUUUACUGGAGUGAAACCCUUUGAAUGUAAUGAAUGUGGCAAAGCUUUCUCUAUAAGGACAUCCCUUAUUAGCCAUCAGAGAAUUCAUACUGGAGUGAAACCUUUUGAAUGUAAUGAAUGUGGGAAAGCCUUCACUGAGAGGAGCCACCCUAUUAGCCAUCAGAGAAUCCACACUGGAGUAAAACCUUUUGAAUGUAACGAAUGUCAAAAAGCCUUCACUUGGAGGAGAAAUCUUCUUAGCCAUCAGAGAAUCCACACUGGAGUGAAACCCUUUGAAUGUAAGGAAUGUGGGAAGGCCUUUCUUCGAAAGGCACACCUUAUUAUCCAUGAGAGAACUCAUACUGGAAUGAAACCCUUUGAAUGUGAUAAAUGUGGGAAAGCCUUCAUUCGGAAGGAAUAUCUUAUUACCCACCAGAGAAUCCACACUGGAGUGAAACCCUUUAAAUGUAAUGAAUGUGGCAAAGCCUUCAGAGAGAGGGGCAACCUUAAUAGCCAUAAGAGAAUUCACACGAAAGUGGACCAUUUCAAUAUGAUGAAUGUGGCAAAGCCUUCAGUGAAAGGGACAACCUUAUUAACCACGAGAGAAUUCACGUUGGAUUAAACUAUUGUAAUGAAAUGAAUGUAUAAAAGCCUUCGCUAGCAGGAGAAGCCUCAUCAGCCAUCAGAGAACUCAUACUGGAAUGAAACCCUUUGGGUGUUGUGAAUGUGGGAAAGCCUUUGGUCAGUGUGAAACCCUUAGUAAUCACCAGCAAAUUCACACUGAAAUAAAAAAAAAAACUUUAGUAUGUAAUAAGUAUGGGAAAACUUUUAAUGAUGGGGGUGGGGAGGGACUCUUAAUAAGCUUCAAAAGACUCAGAGCGAAUGAAAUGACAGCAUGAAAAACUUUAGAGAAUUCAGAAUGGAGAGAAAAAAUUUUUAAAUAAAUACAUAAUUAUUUAAAUAUCAUAAGUAAUUAA
Molecule: messenger RNA, 2728 nt
Organism: Trichosurus vulpecula (common brushtail)
Lineage: Eukaryota; Metazoa; Chordata; Mammalia; Diprotodontia; Phalangeridae
Product: zinc finger protein OZF-like
Exons: 3
Coding region: 1723-2373 (216 amino acids)
Biological process (GO): central nervous system development; regulation of transcription by RNA polymerase II
Cellular component (GO): nucleus
Molecular function (GO): DNA-binding transcription factor activity, RNA polymerase II-specific; RNA polymerase II cis-regulatory region sequence-specific DNA binding
Source: RefSeq, a predicted model, not a curated record